AUGGACAGUAGAUACUACAGCAAUGAUAAAGGAGGGUUCCCUGCAGACUGCAGCCACCUUAACAGCAGCAGUCCCAGUGGGGUCUAUGUCAUCCAGCCAGCAGGGUCUCCCCCACGGGUGGUUUGGUGUGACAUGGACACCGAAGGCAAGGGCUGGACUGUCAUCCAGAGAAACUCUCAUGACACUGAGGUCACAUGGAAGGAGUCCUGGACCACCUACAAGCACGGCUUUGGGAACGUAAGGGCAGAUUACUGGCUGGGCACCAAGUACCUGCACCUGCUCACACAGCAGAACACCUACAAAGUCCGCUUUGUCAUGCAGAAUAAAUCCAAUGUCACCCAUUAUGCUGAAUAUGACAUCUUCAGCGUAGAGAGCGAGGCCAGUGGGUACCCUCUGAGGCUAGGCAGGUUCUUUGGUGAGGGGGAGGACUAUCUGAUGACCUACCAUACCAAGCAUGGGGGCAUACAUGACAACAUGAAGUUCAGCACUCGUGACAGGGACCAGGACCAGGCCAGUGGGAACUGCACCAAUAGCUAG
This is a messenger RNA of Rhea pennata, 537 nucleotides long. RefSeq names its product fibrinogen-like protein 1-like protein. The record is from RefSeq and is a predicted model, not a curated record. NCBI's taxonomy places the organism in Eukaryota, Metazoa, Chordata, Aves, Rheiformes, Rheidae.